CUGCAGGGGUGUGUCAGCGCCCGCGGCGCCGGGGAAGUGCGCAGGCGCGCAGGGCCGGCGAGCGCAGGCGCAAGAAGGGCACAGCUGGGAGGCCUCCAGUUGUCCGAGCUGCCGCGGCUGGAGAGGAGUGGCCGGAGCUGCUUGGAUAUCCACAUUUCAGUUUCUGUGCCUAACCAGAGUUUUGAUUCAUCAUGGAUGAUCUGUCAGCAGAACAGAUUCAGCUGAGGGCUAACCAGGUUACUGAUGAGUCUCUGGAAAGUACAAGGAGAAUCCUGGCUUUAGCCAUUGAGUCUCAGGAUGCAGGAACCAAGACUAUCGCUAUGCUGGAUGAACAAGGGGAACAACUAAACCGCGUAGAAGAAAACAUGGACCAAAUAAACAAAGACAUGAGAGAGGCAGAGAAGACUUUAACAGAACUCAACAAGUGCUGUGGCCUUUGUGUAUGCCCGUGUAAUAGGACAAAGAACUUUGAGUCUGGUAAAGCCUAUAAGGCAACAUGGGGAGAUGGUGGAGACAACUCUCCUAGCAAUGUAAUAUCUAAACAGCCAGGCCGAGUGACAAAUGGUCAGCCUCAGCAAGCAACCACAGGAGCAGCCAGCGGUGGAUACAUUAAACGUGUAAUGAAUGAUGCCAGAGAAGAUGAAAUGGAAGAGAACCUGACUCAAGUGGGCAGUAUCCUAGGAAAUCUCAAAAACAUGGCCAUAGACAUGGGCAAUGAGAUUGACGCUCAGAAUCGACAAAUAGAACGGAUCACAGAAAAGGCCGACACCAACAAAGAUCGUAUUGACAUUGCCAAUGCCAGAGCAAAGAAACUCAUUGACAGCUAAAGCUGCUGCUGUACUGCUUUAUCAUUUAUUCAUUUCCCUAGCUCCUCCUUCAAAGUCAUUACCUUUCCAGAGUUUGAAAUGUUGGUUCCACAUUAUUCUAAUCGAGAGGUGGUAUGGAAGAAGAUCUAAGAGUAACAGCCUCCCCCUGUUUUUUAAAUUUUCUCUUUUUCCCUUGAGGGUAGACUGCUGCUUAGUCUUGGAAAAUACUAGAGUAUUUUCUUUCUCAGUUCAUACUCUUAGAUUGGUAUUCAGUUAUCAUAUAUAGUAUUGUUUUUCAUCCUCUCCAUUUACUUUAGCAGAUUCUUCUGCUUUCAAGAUUUGCAAGCAUUGCCAAAGACAGCUAUGUAAAAGGAAGCUGGGGGUGGUGGGGGCAAGCACAAGGAGGAGAGGCAAGAGAUAAAGAGGUUGUUACCUCAGUAAAACCUGCAGACCAUAAAGCAAAAAGUUGCAUGACCACAGUGAACAUCUAUUGGGUUUAGUUAGUAUUUAAGUUGCAGUUAUUGCCAAUUUAGGCUAAUGCUUGGUUUUGGAGCUUUUAUAGACAAUAUUUUUGUUAUACAUCACAACUUUGCAACCUCUGCUCCAAAGGAAAAUAGAAUGAGUUUUCUCAAAGUGAGCUUAAUUUCUGAACGCUUGGUGAUUCAUAUAUGUAUAUAGAUCUAUGAUCCCAUUUCAUAUUGCACCAUAUAGGAACACGUGGUAUAAAUGAAUGGCUGUUUAUUUUCGUAUUAGUAGUAGUAUAGUCCCAUUUCAGGCCUGUUAACCUCACAAAUUUGCUGUUAGUCUUUGAAGAAAAAAAUAUGUAAAUAUGUAUAUAUAACAUGAGAAUUUCUCUCUAAGGCAGGGCUUAAAAUUUUUUGAAAAAGUUUGACAAGGUAUAUCACGUGAAUUCAGAUUUACCUCAAUGCCAAGAAUUAUGUUUAGAUAGGAGAAAAGAAACUUGAUCUCAGGUAGAAGAUAGUUAAGUUGCUUUGAGUUUUAUGUAGCUUUAGACUUUUUUAAAAAAACUAGAAUUUAUUCUGUUUAAAAAUGAUUAGAAAAUUAUGCCUUUGGUUUACCUAUUGAUGAUUGCACUAUCAUUCUCUUAGCCUUUUGUAUUGAACUUCCAGAAUCACAUUUAUUUAGGUCCUGAAGAGUGUUACAAGAAUCUAGUGUUUGUCACCUUUAUUUAAAAACUAACUUCUGCACACUUCAAAGCUAUUAAUGUGGAUUGGUUUGACGAAUAACCACUGUUUGAUCCUUACAGUUAAAUUUUGUAACUAACUAAUGGAAUUGUUCUUUCAAAUAGGCAAUGUACUUCUGUUACUACUUUGGGGGGGAGGGCGGGAUAGGGAUCAGUAAUUUCAUCAGCUCUUAUUUGACAAACUGAAUAAAGCAAAGAUCCAUAAA
Vicugna pacos (alpaca) is the source of this 2216-nucleotide messenger RNA. RefSeq names its product synaptosome associated protein 23 (gene SNAP23). The record is from RefSeq and is a predicted model, not a curated record. Gene Ontology annotation, cellular component: plasma membrane; SNARE complex. Lineage: Eukaryota; Metazoa; Chordata; Mammalia; Artiodactyla; Camelidae. Gene Ontology annotation, biological process: exocytosis; synaptic vesicle fusion to presynaptic active zone membrane; synaptic vesicle priming. Gene Ontology annotation, molecular function: syntaxin binding; SNAP receptor activity.